CAGCUGUUAUCACAAUAAAACAAUUGCUUUGUUGUUAUUUGCGUGUUCGAUUUAAUUGAAUUGAACAAACUUCUUUCUAUUUAAAGGCAUUAGAAUUUAAAAAUAUAAAAUCAAAAUGCAUUGCUUAAGUAUUUCAGCAAUAAUUGUAUAUCUCUUAACUGAUAUUUCGAGCACAGCGGCGGAAAAUAUCUGCCAAAAAUAUUUACGGGAAUUAGCUCAAAAACAGAGUGAGUUCGUACGGUGCUCCACAAUGAAUUCGGUGCCAGUGAGUCUUUGUGUUGGUUGUGAAGAGCCAUUUACUGAAAUGCAUGUGGCGUACAUGACCUUACGUGAGGAGCAGAAUUGUACGGAUACAUUUUUCGAUAAAGAUCGUAUAAAUAUUGUUUCAACAACACAAUCAAUACUCGUCGGCUUAUGGACAAAAGCGUACUGUGAUGAUUGCUUUACCAGUAAUAAUUCAUAUGUAUUCGAUUUGAAGAGGACGGCAUUUGAUGAUUGUAUCACAAAGAACAAAACUAAGGAAUGUAAAUCGUGCUUAACGCAAUACCUCGAUUUAAAUGGAUUUUAUCUUAGUUUGAGUAAAAAUAAUGGGCGAGUUUGUUAUGAUAUGCAGGAUUCGAUGAAUCGUACAAGAGAACAGUGGUCGAAGGAUUUAGGUUGCUGCCGUCGUGAGUUUGAUAUUUUAUUAUUUUCCGUUGUCAGCUGUAUCAUUGGCGUAUUACCAAUAUUAUUUUAUGGCACGCUGUACGUGUUAACAAAGCGACAGGAGCGAAAUCGUCCGCUAAUUGAAGACACUAAUCGAAAUGCAGCUUCAACUUCUAAUAAUGCAAGCAAUCUCGACGCUAAUUUAACGACAACGUGAACAGAAGCUACCUGACCUGACGUACCUACUCAAUUUGUCAAAAACGAAGGAGUAGUAUAUAGGGGAGGCUAUUGUUAUAGAUGCGAAUAUACAUAAUAUAAACAUAUAAAUUUAAUAUGUUACUAUUAUUUCUAUAGUAUAGGAUACUAAAACAUGUAUAUUAUACAUUAACAUACAUAUGUACAAAUAUUUUUUUAAAUAAAUCAGGUACAUUUUACAAAUACCUUA
Zeugodacus cucurbitae (melon fly) is the source of this 1090-nucleotide messenger RNA. Its product is annotated as osteopetrosis-associated transmembrane protein 1. The record is from RefSeq and is a predicted model, not a curated record. Gene Ontology annotation, cellular component: cytosol. Lineage: Eukaryota; Metazoa; Arthropoda; Insecta; Diptera; Tephritidae. The transcript is spliced from 5 exons. The coding region runs from base 116 to 862 and encodes 248 amino acids.